AUCGCCAUCAUCUCCAUCAUCAUCGUCAUCAUCAUCGCAACACCGACAUACGGACAGACGUACAGACAGAAGACAGGCAGGCGGGCAGACAGACGGACGGACGGACGGACGGACGGGCGGACAGGCAGACAGGCAGACAGCACACACAUCUCUCGAUACACACAACUGCAUCACAUCUUAAAAACACACACACACACACACAGACACACUCACACACACAUGUAUCUACCAUGUAUAUACACACACGCACGUUCUACAACAUUUUACACACACACUGACUACUACCACCACCACCACUACCACUAUUACUACUACUACUAACCGUAAUACCAGCACCGAAACUACAACAAUACGCCACAUCGUAUCACACGGAAAUACCACUAAGACGACGUAGACGAGCCGAGCAGGGGUGACUUAUGGACGCUCACCAUUACGAUGGACGCUUGUGGCAAGAAAAGAUUGUUAAUGGUUAUGACAAGUGGAUGUGCAGGGGCUGCUUUCGGCUUGCUCUGUAUAGCCGUUGCCACAGAUUACUGGCUGUUCACAUCGGAACGGAUACAGGAUGCUUCUUACAACACUUCAGCUAUCUAUAAAAGGACCUACUCCGGAUUAUGGAGAAAAUGCGAGCGAACGGUGGUCUUGCACUAUCAAUGAAAACUUCCACGAUAUUCCCGCUCGCCAGUUUACUGGUUUUACUUGUUGGUGGAAUUAUUUGCUUCGUAGGCCAUUGCAACACACGAAGAAAUAGGUUGACAUUUUUUGGGGGCAUUCUAUUUGUUUUAGCAG
Molecule: messenger RNA, 786 nt
Organism: Octopus bimaculoides (California two-spot octopus)
Lineage: Eukaryota; Metazoa; Mollusca; Cephalopoda; Octopoda; Octopodidae
Product: voltage-dependent calcium channel gamma-5 subunit
Biological process (GO): regulation of AMPA receptor activity; transmission of nerve impulse; postsynaptic neurotransmitter receptor diffusion trapping
Cellular component (GO): postsynaptic density membrane; AMPA glutamate receptor complex
Molecular function (GO): channel regulator activity; voltage-gated calcium channel activity
Source: RefSeq, a predicted model, not a curated record